Messenger RNA from Phytophthora sojae, 2919 nucleotides. RefSeq lists its product as hypothetical. The record is from RefSeq and is a predicted model, not a curated record. The transcript has 2 exons. Gene Ontology annotation, biological process: L-serine biosynthetic process. The coding region runs from base 13 to 2814 and encodes 933 amino acids. Lineage: Eukaryota; Oomycota; Peronosporomycetes; Peronosporales; Peronosporaceae. Gene Ontology annotation, molecular function: O-phospho-L-serine:2-oxoglutarate transaminase activity; NAD binding; phosphoglycerate dehydrogenase activity.
UCGCCCGCCGCCAUGGCGCGCAUCCUGUGCAGCGACCCCAUUGACCCCGUGUGCCCGGAGCUGAUGCGCGCCGCGGGCCACGACGUCACGUGCGGCGCCGCGCCGCUGACGCACUCCGAGCUGGUGGCGCAGGUGGCCGACUACGACGUGCUCAUCGUGCGCUCGGGAUCGCGCGUGGACCGCGCCGUGCUGGACGCCGCGCAGCAGCUGCAGCUCAUCGGACGCGCCGGCACGGGCGUGGACAACAUCGACAUGGUGAACGCCACCAAGCAGGGCGUGCUGGUCAUGAACACGCCCUUCGGCAACACGCUCUCGGCCGCGGAGCUCACGCUGGGACUCAUCUCGGCCGUGUCGCGGCUGGGCCAGGCCGCCGGCGGCGAGCCGGCCGUGCGCAACUCGCAGAUCCACGGCAAGACGCUGGGCGUCGUGGGCCUCGGCCGCAUCGGCCGCGAGGUGGCCACGCGCUGCAACGCCUUCGGCAUGAACGUCAUCGGCUACGACCCGAUCCUGUCCAACGCCAGCGCCAAGGCGCACGACAUCGAGCCCGUGUCGCUGGACGAGCUCUUCUCGCGCAGCGACUACAUCUCGCUGCACGUGCCGCUCAACGCCAACACCAAGCACCUGGUCAACGCGCAGCGCCUGGCGCUCUGCAAGGACGGAGUCAAGCUCGUGAACGGCGCGCGCGCCGGGCUCAUCGACCACGAGGCGCUGCUGGGCGCCAUUGAGAGCGGCAAGGUGGCCGGCAUGGCCUUCGACAUCAACGCGCCGUCCCCGCCGUCCGACACCUGGAAGAAGCUCGUGAGCCACGACAACGUGAUCGUAACGCCCCACAUCGGCGCGCUCACCACGGACGCACAGCAGAAGGUGGCGCGCGACCUGGCCUACAAGGUGAGCGAUGCGCUGGCGGGCAAGUCAUUCAAGGGCGUGCUCAACGCGCCCAACAUCGACUUCGGCAAGCGGGAAGAGUUCAUGCCGCUGCUGUCGCUGGCCGAGAAGCUCGGCAGCAUGCAGGCGCAGCUGCUGGACGACAGCCGCCUCAAGCGCGUGCUCGUCAUCGCUGAGGGCCCCAAGGUCACGUCGUCUGAGUUGUCGGGCCAGCUGGUCAAGGGCGUGCUCAAGGGUCUGCUGUCACACAUGCUGGAGGAGGAGGUGACGUUUACAAACGCCAAGCAGCUCGCGGACGUCAUGGGUAUCCAGACGGUGGAGCACAAGCACGAUGAGGCCUCUGGCAGCAGCUUCUCGGACCAGCUCACCGUUAUUUUCGAGAAGGAGAACGGUACGUCCAAGAAGAUCACGGGUACCGUGUUCGGCAAGAACCAGCUGCGUCUCGUGUCCUUUGAUGAUCUCCCCAUGGACGCCAUCCCGAGCGGCUCCAUGCUGCUGUUUAACAACACGGACCAGCCUGGUGUUCUCCACAAGGUGACGUCGGUGCUGGCGAAUCACAAGAUCAACAUUGGCUGCUUCGGUCUCGCGCGUGAAGAGACUGGUGCCGCUGCCGUCAGCGUGCUGAAUGUGGACGAGGCCAUCCCGGACGAGGUGAUGGAUGAGCUGGAGGCCCUGGGAAACCUCACGAACCUGCGUCGCUUCCUCAAGCCCAACGCCAGUGCUCCUGAAGAGCACGCUGAGGCCGACGAGGCUGGAGUAGAGAUCGUGCGCCACCCGAAGCCGCGCGUCAAGCCUGCGUCGCCAAACUUUGGCUCGGGCCCGUGCAAGAAGCGCCCCGGAUAUUCUCUGGCUCAGAUCCCUGACAUCGUGCUGGGCCGUAGCCACCGCUCGAAGCUGGGCAAGGGUCUGCUGGAGGAGGCGAUCGUGCGUACCAAGAAGAUCCUGAAGCUUCCUGAGGACUACCACCUCGGCAUCGUGCCGGCUUCCGACACUGGCGCGUUCGAGAUGGCCAUGUGGUCGAUGCUGGGCGAGCGCCCCGUGGACGUGUGCUACUGGGAGUCGUUCGGCAAGCAGUGGUUCAAGGACGUCACGACGGAGCUUAAACUUGAGAAUGUGCGAGAGUUCGAUGCGCCGUUCGGCCAGAUCCCGGACUUCUCGCAGGUCAACUGCGACCACGACGUGCUAUUCACUUGGAACGGUACUACUAGCGGCGUGCGCGUCCCGAACGCCGACUGGAUCCCGGAUGACCGCAAGGGUCUGAUCUUCAAUGACGCGACGUCGGCUGCGUUCGCCAUGGAGAUGCCGUGGAGCAAAAUCGAUGUGUGCACGUUUAGCUGGCAGAAGGUGCUCGGCGGUGAAGGUGGCCACGGUGUCCUGAUCCUGAGCCCGCGUGCUGUGGAGCGCCUGGAGUCGUUCGUGCCGGAGAACCGUCCGAUGCCCAAGAUCUUCCGCCUGACCAACGCCACGACGGGCAAAUUCCUCAAGGGCAUCUUCGAGGGCAGCACCAUCAACACGCCGUCCAUGCUCUGCGUGGAGGACUACCUCGACGCCCUGCGCUGGACCGAGAGCGUGGGCGGCCAGGACGGCCUCAUCGCCAUCUCGCAACGCAACCUCAAGGUCGUGGAGGACUUCGCGGCCGAGAACUCGCGCUGGUUCAAGUUCCUCGCGGCGGACAAGGCCAUCCGCUCCAACACGUCCGUGUGUCUGCUGAUCGACGGCCUGAGCAAGGACGAGGUCAAGCAGAUGCAGGCGCUGCUCGAGCGCGAGCAGGUGGCGUACGACAUCGGCUCGUACCGGGACGCGCCCCCUGGCCUGCGGAUCUGGUGCGGCGCCACGGUGGAGACCAAGGACCUGGAGGCGCUGCUGCCCUGGAUCAAGUGGGCGUACCUCGAGGUCAAGAGCGCGCGCGACAGCACCAAGGCCGAGUAGACAGACGCUGAAGCAUUGCCAGCCACACGCUGAGCCACAGCACAGGUUCCCCAGGCUUCGCUUGUAUGUUGCCAAUAAACUAAACCGUUGCAGAUCCUGCACCAC